This is a messenger RNA of Hibiscus syriacus, 2321 nucleotides long. RefSeq names its product MACPF domain-containing protein At4g24290-like. Bases 420 to 2231 code for a protein of 603 amino acids. NCBI's taxonomy places the organism in Eukaryota, Viridiplantae, Streptophyta, Magnoliopsida, Malvales, Malvaceae. Gene Ontology annotation, cellular component: plasma membrane. The record is from RefSeq and is a predicted model, not a curated record. The transcript is spliced from 8 exons. Gene Ontology annotation, biological process: plant-type hypersensitive response; regulation of salicylic acid mediated signaling pathway.
GCUUGGGUCUGAGUCUGACUCAUUCACAACUCACACGUCAAUAUAAAGGAAUUUCUUUAUUUUCAGUCAAACCUGUUUUCGCUACUACCGUCCGUGUCUCAACUCAGCAACUCACCCCCUUUCUUAGGGCUUCUAUCUCUUUCUAUUUGUUUCUUCUUCUUCUUCUUCUUCUUUUGUUUGAUUUUUCAUUUGUUAUAUUUUUACAUUUCUCCGUCAUCUCUUUCCGUUCAAGUUUUGUUCUUGGAAUUUCCCGGCCUGGAAAUCCUGCAGUUUCAAAACACCUCGAAAUCGAACGAAGGGAUCGACUAGACGGCAUCAAUUUGCGUCGGGCUUUGUUCGAGCUUCAAAAUUUGCUCUAAAACCCCCACCGAAGAUUCAAACUUUACUUCAUUUGGUGAGAAAGAGUGAUGCACUGAGCAAUGGCACUUAAGAUGCCAGCUCCGAAGGCGGCUGAGAUUGCCAUAGGGUCCAUCGGAUGCGGUUAUGAUAUUGGAACGGAUCUUCGGCUGAAGUACUGUAAAGGGAAUAAUUCGAAAGAUUCACGUCUUAUCGAGAUUGAUGAAGAUGGAGGCCAUGAGAUUGUUUUUCCUGGUGGAAUUUCAAUACCCAAUGUGUCCAAAUCAAUAAAAUGUGAUAAAGGAGAGCGCACACGAUUUAGGUCUGAUGUUCUCUCUUUUCAACAGAUGUCAGAGCAAUUCAACCAAGAAAUAUCUUUGACUGGAAAAAUACCUUCGGGCCUCUUCAAUUCCAUGUUUGACUUCUCUGGUUAUUGGCAAAAAGAUGCUGCUAAUACCAAGACGCUUGCUUAUGAUGGGAUGUUCAUCACCCUUUACACAGUCGUACUGGAGAAAUCUCAAAUGGUGCUACGAGAUCAUGUCAGGAAAGCAGUCCCAUCUACAUGGGAACCUGAAGCAUUGGCAAGGUUUAUUGAAACUUAUGGCACCCAUAUAAUUGUUGGUGUGAAGUUGGGAGGGAAGGAUGUCAUUUACAUCAAACAGCAGCAUUCCUCUACUCUUCAACCAGCUGAUAUCCAGAAAAGAUUGAAGGAUGUGGCUAAUAAGAGGUUUUUAGAUGCCAGUGAACAUUCUAGCAUGGUGUCUGAGCAAGUCUUUCCGAGUGACAAGUUUGAAAUCAGGGAACAGCAGCUAAGGUUUGCUAGUAACAGUCCAAGUUCAUAUGCACAUAAAGAGGAUAUUAUAACCAUUUACAAAAGGAGAGGUGGAAGUGGUAAUAGAAGCCUUUCUCAUAAUGACUGGUUACAUACGGUUCAGUUAGAGCCUGAUGUAAUCUCAAUGUCCUUUAUCCCUAUUACUUCUCUGUUGAAUGGAGUUCCAGGCUGCGGAUUUUUGAACCAUGCCAUAAAUCUAUAUUUGCGAUAUAAACCACCAAUUGGAGAGCUCCAUCAGUUUUUGGAAUUUCAGCUUCCGAGACAAUGGGCACCAGUUUUCGGUGAACUUCCUCUUGGUCCACGACGAAAACAACAAAGCACUGCAUCUUUGCAGUUCAGCUUCAUGGGGCCCAAGCUUUUUGUGAACACUACUCCGGUUGAUGUGGGUAAGAGGCCUGUGACCGGUCUCAGACUGUAUCUAGAAGGUAAAAGGAGCAACCACUUGGCCAUCCACUUGCAGCACCUUUCCUCCCUCCCAAAAAUCUUCCAACUUGUAGAUGAUUCGAAAGGGAACUUCAGCCAAGAGUCUCAUGAUCGUAAAUACUAUGAGAAAGUUUAUUGGAAGAACUAUUCUCAUGUAUGCACCGCUCCCAUCGAGUCUGACGAGGACCUUUCAAUUGUAACUGGAGCCCAAUUGCAAGUUGAGAAUCAUGGUUUUAAAAAUAUCCUCUUCUUACGACUACGUUUCGCAAACGUCUCGGGAGCUAUUUCUGUCAAGCAGCCAGAAUGGGAAGGAUCACCCGGAUUGGUAGCCAAGUCUGGACUCAUAUCCACACUAAUCAGUCAUCACUUUACACAAGUUCAGAAGCCACCUCCAAGACCAGCUGACGUGAAUAUAAACUCCGCUGUUUACCCCGGAGGUCCUCCGGUGCCCGUUCAAGCUCCCAAGCUUUUGAAAUAUGUUGAUACAACAGAGAUUACACGAGGGCCACAAGAAAUUCCUGGAUAUUGGGUUGUUUCUGGGGCAAGAUUGGUUGUCAAGAAAGGAAAGAUCUCUCUCCUGGUAAAGUAUUCUUUAUUGACUGCAAUAUUACCUGAUGAAGAUGGCUUCAAUGAGCAAUAGACGAUUUUCCCUUCCACUUAUCACUUUCUAUUCUUUGCCCACCAUGGAAGCAAAUAGUAAUAGGAAAAAGUUGCUGAAUAUCAGAGAAUC